Molecule: messenger RNA, 1533 nt
Organism: Wickerhamiella sorbophila
Lineage: Eukaryota; Fungi; Ascomycota; Dipodascomycetes; Dipodascales; Trichomonascaceae
Exons: 1
Coding region: 1-1533 (510 amino acids)
Source: RefSeq, a predicted model, not a curated record
AUGCCCCGACGCAUAUCAGCUUCGCCGUCUACUCCAGAGUCGCAGCCGUUGCUGCAGGACUCUACAAAUCUCAAUGAAGCCAAUGUGGAGACUCCAAAUAACCGCUUCUCGUAUUUCCGGUUUGUGUUGCUUCUCGUUCUUUUCUUUGCCAUAGUUUGGUCGCUGAUCCUACUGCUCGAUAUGUUUGUUUCGGUGGGCCUCGACUCACAUCUAGGCUCGGGCUUUGAAAAUCUCUAUUUCUCGUUGAUUUCAAUUGCAAGUCUGACGCUUUCGAUUCUUUUUUACAGAGUCCCCAGCCAUAUGGAUGAAGUGUUUGGCAAAGUAACCGCUGGCCUCCUUGUUCUCGAUAUGGUAGUAAUCCUUGCUGUUGAACAUUUGAGGCGACAGUUAGGGCCCUUUACGCUGUGCCUGACUUUUGGGGGUGCAAUUGUUUCAGUUUUGCUGGGUGCCUACUCAAACGAAGUGAUUUAUUGGAAUAAACAAACCGCCAGGGAUCAAGCAGUGGCCGAGAGCACAUUGAGGCGAGGUGAGAGAAACACGUUCGGAGGCUUCCGCCAGUUCCUGCUUUCUUUUAUUGAUAGCAGUGCUCGCGCUAUUCUCCUCCUGGUGGUGCUUGUUGCCUCAAUUGGGCUCUAUAUUGACGGGUUCGAUGGUCAACUGACCCCUCUGGGCGACCUUGUAACUGUUGGAUCAGAACUCAAUGGGCGGUUCUACGCACCUCGAGUUCAUAUCUCCUGCACUCCAGCUGGCAAAGAUGGUCCAAUUGUUAUUGCUGAGGCCGGAGAGACCUCUGCAGAGGAGUUUUCUAACUGGAUUCUCGCUGCUGAAAAAAUUAAAGCAGUCUGCUACUGGGAUCGUCCUGGGCAUGGCUUCUCAGAGAAUGUCCCAAGUCCAGCAAACAUGGCCACCAUUACGUCUUUCUUGAAUGCCGCACUGGAGCAGGAAUUGCCAGAUUUCCGCAACGAGAGCAUUGUUUUGGUAGCUCAUGGUGUAGGUGGCCUGUAUGCCCGAGUUUUCGCAUCCCAACAUCCUGAACAAAUCACAGGAAUAAUGCUAGUUGAUGCCCUCCAUGAGGAGCAGUUUUACCGGAAACAAUCCUGGUAUUCUGGCCUGGGCCAUUUUAUCAAGGGUGUUUGGGACGCUUCUGGCGUCAACAAAGUAAUCGGAGUCUUUUUUGGUCAGGACUCUCAAGAUCGUAUCUAUGGUCUUUUCGAAGGACAGGAGACCCGUUUACAGCGCUCGUUGCUGCAAGAGCAAAUCAGUGCCUCACGUAGAACCAAAGUGGAUAUCGACCUUGCAACUUCAAACCUUCCGCGUGAUACGCCACUUUUGGUGGUCUCAGCCAAAGACCACAAAGACAAGCAAUGGUUCCAGUACCAGAGGCGUCUUCUCAAGCUUACUGACGAUGUUUUAGCCUGGAAGCUCCUUGAAGGGCCGCAUGAGAUUUGGCGAAAUCGUCGGUCAGCGCGAGAAUUGACCAAAUUGUUGACCAAUUUUGUUCGAUAUGGUACUGAUCCGCCCCAGUUUGUGUAA